Messenger RNA from Anastrepha obliqua, 1527 nucleotides. RefSeq lists its product as uncharacterized. NCBI's taxonomy places the organism in Eukaryota, Metazoa, Arthropoda, Insecta, Diptera, Tephritidae. Gene Ontology annotation, molecular function: nucleic acid binding. The record is from RefSeq and is a predicted model, not a curated record. The transcript has a single exon. The coding region runs from base 1 to 1527 and encodes 508 amino acids.
AUGGCUGACAUUGCCAAAAUGUAUAGGCAAAUCUGGGUCGACGAACGAGAUACCCAAUGGCAAUGCAUUUUCUGGCGCCCUACCUCUCAACAACCACUUACCACAUAUCAGCUACAAACAGUUACUUAUGGUACAAGUUGCGCACCGUACCUUGCUGUAAAAUGUCUACAACAGCUGGCAAUUGAUGAAGCGAAAACUUACCCAAUCGGAUCAAAGAUAACACUAAGCGAUUUCUAUGUAGACAAUUUAAUAAGUGGCGCAGCUAGUAUCGGUGAGGUCAUCGAAAUCAAAAAUCAAACUAUAAACUUACUUAAUUGCGCGGGGUUUCCUUUACGAAAAUUUGCAUCGAACGUAUCCGAAAUUGUUGCCGAUAUUUCACCAGAAGACAAAGAAGAGACAAUUCGUUUCCAUGACACUGAGUUUGUAAAAACGUUAGGGUUAAAAUGGUCACCAGUUGAGGAUUGCUUUCUAUUUCAUUUGGUAGCGGAUAAUGGCGUUAAAACUACAAAGCGUUCAAUUCUAUCAAAAUUGGCAAGUUUUUUUGAUCCGAUAGGUCUCCUCAAUCCUUUGAUUGUAACAUGUAAAAUUUUGAUGCAACAACUGUGGAAGCUGAAGUCGCCAUGGGAUGAUGAGGUCCCACCCGGGAUCAAGGUUCAUUGGGAGCUAUUCAAUAAACAAUUACCGCUCUUACAAACAUUAAAAAUACCCAGGUAUGCUAGUAUUGAUAUCGAUACUAAACUUCACGCAUUUGCAGAUGCAAGCACUAAGGCAUAUGGAGCAUGUGUGUAUGCAGCAUGGAGCGAUGCAUAUGGUGAGCAUUCGUCACUACUCUGUGCUAAAUCUCGAGUGGCACCAACGAAAGAGAUUACAUUACCUAGGCUAGAACUUUGUGCAGCCCUAAUGGCCGCAGAACUGAUGUCAGCAGUUAACAACAUACUCAAUCUUCCUGACGCAAAUGUGUACUGCUGGUCAGAUAGUACAAUUGCGCUUGCUUGGAUAGCAGGUGAACAGUCGAGAUGGAACGUUUUCGUGGCUAACAGGGUAGCAAAAAUACAGCAAUUAACGAAAACCUUUUCCUGGAAUCACGUACCAACAGACCAGAAUCCCGCUGAUAUUGUAUCACGUGGAGCAUGUGCCAGCGAACUUUUACAAAAUACACUUUGGUGGCAUGGACCAGAAUUCAUCCAACUGAGCUGUGAUUAUUGGCCUUCAGCAGUGCAUGUAUCACAAAACGAAUUACCAGAACAGCGGCUUCAAAGAACUGCAUUAAUUGCUAUUCCAACUUCUGACUUCAUUAGUAAACACAAGUAUGUUAAUAGCUACAUGAAAUUGCUGCGAAUUUUUGCUUAUGUAAGUCGAUUUAUUCGUGGAUGUCGAAAGCAGUCAUCAGUUAAUGAUUGCAUCAACAUAUCGGCACCUGAAAUGGAUGAAGCAUUAGAAUUGAUAUGCAGACACAUUCAAAUAUUUCAUUUUCAGAAGACAUCCACGCCAUUGAGAUUGGAGAACAACAUCGCAACUCAAAGCUAA